ACCCAAUCUCUCCCCGCGCGCCCGCUCUAUUGACUCGUAUUGUAAACAAAACACAGUGGCACCUUUCAGCUCUCGGUAGCGUUCAGGGUGACAUCAGACGACGUCAAGUCAUCAGUCAAGUGAGAAACUUUGGUGACAAGCGUCCGGGAUUGUGGUAGAAUUAAAAAAAAGAGACUAUUUUUGUGGAGUUUGGUUUUGACAGCGGUGGCGUCGUUGACGGGUGCGAAGCGGUGAUAGACUGUGAAAUUUGGAACUGAUUUUGUGUGUAACGCAACAUCUUGAUCAAGGCAACACGCAAUGGUGCAAAUUUGAACGGCAGCAAAGGUUAUAGAGACACGAAGGAGUUUUAUAACACCUCUAUGCGGUUUUACUCCAGUGACUCGUUAACUUUAUUUUGAGUGCUCUUCAUGUCCUUGCUUUUCGUCUUGUACGACAACAUUAUUAAAGGAUCGACUUUAGACUACUUUUGAUACGUUGUAGCAGGCAAUUUUGUGGACUUUUUCGACUGUGGAUAUCCUUGUGUACCAGCUGGUUCACUCCGUGCAACGUGUCACCAAGGACUGAAAAAGAUUUCGACGGACCGAAAAGGGAAGUUUACAGCUCUUCUUCGUCUCUUCUGACACUAGGCCGGAGCGAGGCUGGCGCCUGAGGGCAAGAACAGAGCGAGUUUUCUGAACAUUCGACCAAGAAUAAUUGACUGACAUUGUUGGAUGUGAGGAAUAAGCCAGAUGUAAGAUUUUGUGACUAACAGAGGACCGUCAGAAGCGUACAAAAGACAAGUGAAGUCGCUGAUAGGCGGAUUUGUAUUGGGAUAAGUUUGUCAUCACAGCUGAAACCAAAGAAAACAGUAUCAGAAACAGGGCAGGAGUAUAUGGCUGCAAAAGACAAUCAUUUAAGACAGAUACAAGAUAUUAAGUGUACUUGUUAAAACAGUGAAUCGGACUAUCGACUUCUUCAACCGUCACCGAACAAUCUUUUUACAGUAAUUGUGUGACCGCCAGAUAGAAGCACUGUCGCACGAUUUUAAAAUCGUUAUAGUAUCCAUUUAAGUUGCCAUUACAUUCUAUGCACUGAAGACCAGGAGAAUAUAUAAGAGAUCCCCACUUUAAACGCGGGAAACAGGAAGUUGACCAUCAGAGGCACUCUUGCCAAUUAGCUUCAUCACGCAUCGAAUCGGGAUUGCAUCGUUGCCAAGGAAUGUGGUACUAGAUAAGGAACUCAGUGUUUUCUAUAUACAGUUUCGUUCCCGUUAUUCCCUGGAAAUUUAAGAGGAGGUCGGAUCAUACGUGCUGGAAUUUGCCUCCACUAAAUUCUUCAUGAUUCACUUGUCUAAGAUUAUAUCUACGUCUCAGAAAUAAUCCAGGAGUUGGGGUUUUCCCAAAUUCUCAAUUCUCCCGAGGGCUGUUAAAAUUUGUACACACAAAACAGUGAGUGGCCCCAUAAUACAUUCCUAGCAACCCGCCAUUUCCGCGAAAAAUGGUUUAAAGCCAGAUUAUUCAAUCUGGUACCAAUCGAUAUACAUCAAUACGGAAUUAAUACGGCAACCUCAAGCAAGCCUAGUCCAUAGCGGCGGUCUGUAUGAUAAUGGUCUCUGCCAGUGUCUGCCUGUUAAUAAUGCUAACUGUUGAAUCCCUAAUUGGAUUGGGUUGCACUUUUACAUUGGCUGUCUACUAGAUGCAUAUAUUUGAACGGGCUGUGUUACAACUGAUAUCUGAGAAGAAAUAUAUACGCAGAUCUAGGUCUGCGAUUCCUGGUUGUGUUGAUGGACCAAGAUUUCUUCCAUCUAGAUAGACCAGAGAGACCGUUCUUCGAUUUCAGAGGGUCAAAUAGGCCAUUCUACGAUUCCAUAGAGCCUAGGUAGACCGUGCCGCGAUUUCAGAUAGGCAAGAUUAUAAUACGAUUCGAGAUUCGAGACAAGAUAGACCUUUCGUUUCGCAAAACCAAAGCGAUUAAGUUUCAUGCGACAUACGUGUAUCAGGAAAUAUUGGCCAAAGUAGCUGAAUGCGUCUUGAAAUAUUGAGACACCCAGUAGAGGACCAAAAUAUGUUACUGCGACGAUAUGAUGUUAUGAAUCGUUUUGAAAUACCGACGAUUAAAAUUUAAAUUGGCGUUAAACGGAAUACAGUUUGAAAUUUCAUAAGCUCUGAAAUUCAUAGAUCUAGUUAUUCAAAUUCAAGGCAAUUGUAAAAUUGGAAAUCCGAAUGCAAGGAUAUAUUUACUGAAACCCUCAAGAAUAAUUCUGAAAGGACCAUUGGAAGUUCUCAAAAAUACGUCGAUCGGAACAUUAUGAUGGCAGAAGAAAAUGGAAACAAAGAUGACGAUGCCCACAUCUACGAAAACGCCGAUGCCGUUGCCGCUGCCGCAGAACUAGAAGACGUUAACCAGAACGUCAUUCGACAGCGGCCACGAAGACGGGCGGCGCUUAUAGGGGACGCUCUGUGCAAUUUUAUCCCGAACGAUUACAAUAAAAUUCCUGAUGAGGAGAGGAACCAUCUGCCUCGUGCAUCAACGAAGAUGAUUGAUAAACUUGAAUUUUCGCCGAAAAAAGUGAAAUUGUCUCCACCUAUAAUGACGUUAAAAAACGGAUUGGGAGAUGGUAGGUCCCCGUCUAUGUUAAAUGGGGACUACGCGUCACUUUCGCCAAUGGCGCCAACUACCCAAGAACAGCAACAGCAGGGAGGGCUAGCAGAGCUCAAAGCUAUGACUGCCCGGUUAAAUCUAAGUACAAGACGAAGGAGCACCGUCGAGUGGCAGGAGAAACACUUACAGAGAGGCACGAAAGGAAAACCGAACUCGGUACAGAAUGGACUUGGUACGAUAUCGGAAGAUGGCGUCGAGGAUUCUGACCACACUGCGGCGCCACUGUCGGAGGCGGAGCAGCGAAUAAGUGAUGCUUUGGAUUGGUUACGAGAGGAACUAACUGAAAUGCGUUCCCAAGAUCAGGACCUUGCGCGCCAACUAAUAUCCCUCCGCCACGAAAUCCAUCAACUCAAAUUACAACAGAGCUGCAACGAGCACCAGGAAAUGCUCGCAGACGCACGAGACGAGUUGGAGGACGAGAAAGAAGUCAAGAAUUUGGAACUCUGGGACACCGCUCUUGAUACAAGUGCGGAAAACCCGACGCCUUUGCGAUCGUUGGGUCAUUUGGGAGUGACGCGUAUGAAUUUGACUUCCAGGCGGUUUUCAAUGAGGUGAAUGGAAUCCUGAAUGUGAUUGGUGGAUAAUCAGAGGAAAUUGUUGAUCUGGGGAUAUCUUUGGGGAGAAUGCGAUUGGAUGAUAAUAACGUGAAAAACGAGAUUGGACGGUGACGGGAAAGCAUGCACUAGAAUAAUAAAUGUGGAAAUAAAAAGAGUUUAGAAAUAAUUGUUUGAAAAGAGGACUUGCAACUGAAAUGAUAAGCAGUUGUUUUCAUGAAUGGAUAUGCCUCUUACAUGUAGAUGGGAGAUCUUUAGCUAGUGACGAAAAGGCAGUGAUUCGGUUUGCCAUUUUCUCUAUUCGGGGACGUUUUCCCAUGAUCAGAGAAGGAAGCGGAAGUGAGAGAAUUGGAUCUCUUGCUUGUAAGUGGGGUUUGGACCAAAAGGCCUAUCACUUCAUCAUACUGAGUCCAAAGAGAGAAAAAAAUGAACAGCUUGCUCUCUCUUCUUAAGAUUUUCUUAAUUUAAUUAUUAUCUGUUUUAUGCGAGGCACUCUGCAGCAGACUACACUCGAAGAAGGAUUGGAUGUAACGGUUAUAAGCUGAAAUGAUACUCUGAGGCAAUACAAGAGAUUCACUCUAUUUGACUCUUACAAGGACCGUAACGAUAUAAUUUAAGUGCUGCUCAAAACUUGGAAAAAAACGACAAAACAUGGCAUUAAAUUGACAAAAAGUGCGUGACUUUAGGCGACAUCAAAACAAAAAUCAUUACCAAAUUACUUUGCGUCAAUAAAUCACUUAAAAUUAUCUAAUACAAUAAAUCUUGCAAACAGUCACUUUUGAUAAUAAGCAAAUCUUCUAUUAAACUUAUAAGAAAAAUGAAAAUCACUUCUUUAGUAAAUAGGCGAAAAAUGUCAACUCAAAUUACAUUCCGACUUAAGGUUUUUGUAAAAAGGGAACACGACCCCCU
Molecule: messenger RNA, 4103 nt
Organism: Lingula anatina
Lineage: Eukaryota; Metazoa; Brachiopoda; Lingulata; Lingulida; Lingulidae
Product: protein FAM167A
Source: RefSeq, a predicted model, not a curated record